This is a messenger RNA of Chrysoperla carnea, 603 nucleotides long. Its product is annotated as lysozyme 1-like. The coding region runs from base 65 to 520 and encodes 151 amino acids. The record is from RefSeq and is a predicted model, not a curated record. Lineage: Eukaryota; Metazoa; Arthropoda; Insecta; Neuroptera; Chrysopidae. The transcript is spliced from 3 exons.
GAUUAAAUUUUUUAGUACAGCAAGUGCGUUUAUGAGAUAACAGUUGUAAAUAAUUUUCUAAAAUAUGCAGUCUAAAGUUUUGUUGUUAAUAUUAAUCGUAAGUUUGAAUUUAAGUUUGGGAAAGGAAUAUACACGAUGUGAAUUUGUUAGAGAAUUAUAUGGCCAUGGUAUGACACUCAAAGAACUGGCAAAUUGGGCUUGUAUUGCAGAACUAGAGUCUGGUUUCAAUACAAAUGUAACGCGAGGUCCAGGAGACGAUGGUAGUAUGGAUCAUGGUCCAUUUAAGAUCAGUGAUCGAUGGUGGUGUGUUGAAGGCUCGAAACCGAGUGCAAAUUAUUGCAGAACAAAAUGCCAAGAGUUGCGAUCAGAUAGUAUUUCAGCUUCAAUAAAUUGCGCAAGAAGAAUUUAUUACCAACAAGGCUAUGGAGCAUGGCAUAACACUUGGCUAAAAUAUUGUGACAACCAGUUACCAGAUUACGAAGAUUGUUUUCCAAUCAUAAGAGGAAGACGUAUGAACUAAACAAAAUGUCCAUACAGCAUACUUUUUAAAUUUUUAAGAAAAAAAAAAAGACCAAGCAUUUAUAAUUUGGAAAAAUAUAAGAU